Linum tenue is the source of this 947-nucleotide messenger RNA. The record is from the annotation of a GenBank genome assembly. NCBI's taxonomy places the organism in Eukaryota, Viridiplantae, Streptophyta, Magnoliopsida, Malpighiales, Linaceae.
CACGCAUCAAACAAAUUACACAUAAUGGCCGCCGAACAUCAUAGAUCAGAAAUGAGCGAGCUAGAAGAAGGCGGCGGCGGCGGCGUCUCCCCGGCGGCCACUCCUCCUCCUCCUCCUGGAUUCUGGACGUCCCCGGCUGUUGUUGAAACCCUACAAAAGGUGGCGGCGGAGUUGAUCGGGACGUAUUUUGUAAUCGUGGUCGGCUGCGGAUCGGUGGCCGUGAACAGCAUCUACGGGAAAGCGACGGCGCCAGGUGUCGCCCUCUGCUGGGGUCUCAUCGUCAUGCUAAUGGCUUACUCCGUCGGCCACAUCUCCGGCGCCCAUUUCAACCCCGCCGUCACUCUCUCCGCCGCCGCUUUUCGUUCCUUCCCCGUCCGCCUCGUUCCGUUGUACAUAGUGGUGCAAGUGGUGGGAGCGAUCUUAGGGUGCGGGACGUUGGAGGCGUUGGUGGAGAUCACCCCCAAAUCGUAUUUCGGUACGGCGCCGGCUGGAUCGGCGGCGCAAUCUCUGGCCGCCGAGAUCAUCGCCACCUUCAUCUUGCUCUUCGUCAUCUCUGCCGUUUCUUCUUCUGAUUCAACGGUGGGCGAUCUUGGGCCUCUACUCGUCGGAAUGACAAUCGUAAUGGACGUCCUUCUCGCUGGGCCGAUAUCCGGGGCCUCGAUGAACCCAGCAAGGAGUAUUGGGCCGGCCGUAGUUGGGCAAGGGACGAAAGCCCUAUGGGUGUACAUUUUCGGCCCAAUUGUGGGCGCACUGGCUGGAUCGUUUGCCUAUAAGCUCUUAACACCCACCCAGAGGUCUCUCUCCGACUUGAAAAACUUGCGCUUCCGUUCCUCAACAAACUAGCUAGAGAUGAUUGAAUUGGCGUCAAAAUUUUGUAGGAGCAGUUAUCCCUUUUUGAAAUUGUUUGGACCGUCAGUUGUCUCGUAGCAAAUUUUUUUUUUUUUUUU